Messenger RNA from Syngnathus acus (greater pipefish), 1271 nucleotides. It is a transcript of the gene spout1, whose product is annotated as SPOUT domain containing methyltransferase 1. The coding region runs from base 80 to 1207 and encodes 375 amino acids. Gene Ontology annotation, molecular function: miRNA binding. Gene Ontology annotation, cellular component: spindle pole centrosome; kinetochore; mitotic spindle. The transcript is spliced from 12 exons. The record is from RefSeq and is a predicted model, not a curated record. NCBI's taxonomy places the organism in Eukaryota, Metazoa, Chordata, Actinopteri, Syngnathiformes, Syngnathidae. Gene Ontology annotation, biological process: miRNA processing; maintenance of centrosome location.
GAGAUGGUUUGCAAACAAUAAACGUAGAAGAAGAAGAUGACCCGGAAGCAAAUAAACGUCACGUGUCGUCGCGAAAAUCAUGUCUCCCGGCGUCGCUACGAAGAGAUCAAAACCAUCCUCCUCUCAGCUGGAGGAAAAGGUUGACUGGAGGAAAAAGAAAGCGCAACUCAAGGAGGCCAAGAGGCAGAGGAAAGAGGCCAAGCUGAUCAAACAGCUAGAAAAUCAGAAACAAAAAGAGGCUGCUGAGAAGGAAAAAGCAGAGGAGACGCACGCACACGACAAAGAAGGUCGAGCGUACACGGUGAGCGUGGCUCUGCCGGGCUCGGUCCUGGACAACGCUCAGUCGGCCGAACUGCGCACUUACCUGGCGGGACAGAUCGCCCGCGCCUGCGUCAUCUUUUCCGUGGAUGAGAUUAUCGUCUUUGAUGAGCAAGGCGAAGAUGUCAAGAGCGUGGAAGGCGAGUACAAAGGAAUCGGGAAGAAAGGCCAAGCGUGCGUUCAGCUGGCCAGAAUCCUCCAAUUCCUGGAGUGUCCACAGUACCUGCGCAAGAUGUUCUUCCCAAAGCAUCAAGACUUGCAGUAUGCAGGACUUCUGAACCCUUUGGACAGUCCGCACCACAUGAGGAUGGACGAGGAAUCGGAAUACCGGGAGGGCAUCGUCCUGGACAGGCCCGCCAGAGCGGGCAAAGGUUCUUUGGUCAACUGCGGCAUGAGGAAGGAGGUGCAAAUCGACAAGCAGCUACAGCCGGGCUUGAGAGUCACCGUUCGUCUUAACGUGCCGCUGAAGCAAGAGGGCAAGACAUACAAGGGCGUGGUGGUGGCUCCUCACGUGCCCACCACGGAAGGCGGCCUUUACUGGGGCUACAGCGUCCGCCUGGCAUCCUGUCUCAGUGCCGUUUUCACAGAAAGUCCGUACAAGGACGGCUACGACGUGACGGUCGGCACAUCGGAAAAAGGCAGCAAUGUGGACGACGCCUCGCUGCGGCCAUUCAAGCAUCUUCUGGUGGUCUUUGGAGGAGUCCAGGGACUGGAGUCCAGUCUGGAUGCCGAUCAGAACCUGGACGUAACGUGUCCUAGCGUCCUCUUUGACCUCUACCUCAACACGUGUCCUGCCCAGGCCAGCCGCACCAUUCGCACGGAGGAAGCCAUUUUAAUCUCCAUGUCGACGCUGAGGCCGAAGAUAGCGGCUGCCUUUUCCAGUACCUAAAAAUGUCACAGGUCCUUUUUUUUUUUUUUUUUUGCAAAGAUAGAUAAAAGUAAAAACACCACAA